CAACUUUGUAACUCGCCGUCAUCCUCUUGCCACACCUCGAUAAAAACUGAUACCAUAAGGAUGUACAAGUAGGCAGACGACCAAUCAACAUUGGAACGUGCCCAGAAGCUCAAAGAUGAAGGAAACACCAUGUUUGCUCGGAAAGACUAUGCAUCUGCGAGCGUCAAGUACACAGAGGCUAUAGCCCUCGAUGAAAAGAAUCCUAUUCUUUACGCCAACCGAUCUGCUUGUCGACUCCAUUUGAAACAGUUUCUCGAUGCAGCCACUGACGCGCUUAUGGCCACAAAACUCAACCCGUAUUAUGGGAAAGCCUGGGCGAGAUUAGCGACCGCAAAAGAUGCUCUAGGACAACCCGAAGCCAGUACGUUAGCGUGGCAGGAGGCGAUUGAUACGUUGCCAAAAGAGAAUCUUACUGAAUCCGAGCGGAAGCAGAAAUCGGAAUACGAAACCGGUCUGGCUGCUGCAUCCAAGGCACUCGAAGCAUUGAACUUGGGUGCAGACCAAUCCGGUCGAUUUUUAUUCAAAAACGAUGAGAGGAGUCUCUUACCCUGGAUGUGCGCAUUGGCCAUGAUACCUCAGUUAGAACGUGAGCGGAAAUUUGAGAGCAGUGCGUGGACAAUCUCCCAGGCGUACUUAUCCCUCGAGCAAGGUAACGAAUGGAUGAAUGAAAUGAAAACACAGGCAAGAGGUGGGGAUGAAUCGACCAGGGUCAGACUGAAGGUCAUAGAAUUCUUUUCAAAUGCUAUCAUGUUGGACUCUCGGGCUUUCCAUGUUGGUGAUCCGGACUGGGGCAAAAAGUUCAACUUGCAAAUGAGAAUCGAGAAUAGCCACCAUAAGUCAUGGGCACCAUUUGGACCCGAGAAGCUCUUCCGAGAGGUGGAAGAUAGAUUAGCCAGGGAAGGAUGGGAAUCUGUACGACCGGCGCUAAGUACUACUGUGCGGUCUUGGAUAAUGUUUGGUUUCUUAGAGGGAAUAACGAGAAGGAAUUAUACUUCUGAAGCUGAGCACAUGAUCCGAGCCAUCGAUGUCAUUAAAUGGGGACGUGAAACCUGGAAGAACGUACCCUCGGAGGAUCGUGGCGUCAUCUUUCUCGACUCUUUCCUUCGAGGCGUCCAAAAGCUACACAUCGAGGCGUUGGUCAAGGUCUGUGCCACCGAAAAAGAUAUCCCUAUAAAACUGCAGCGUUUAGAAGACUUGUUGAAGGCGGCGGAAGAGAUGAUCAAAGGCAUUGAUGGUAGUCAAGCUCCGGCUCGUCAAGAUGGCCCGUCGUCUGCAGCGGCUUUCUAUUAUUAUCCUCGAGGAUAUGCCCUUGGGGCAAAAGCAUUUUACUACGGUAGGAAAGCGGAGCUCACUGAUACGGAGCAAGCACGAAAAUUACACGCGCAAGCAUUCUUUAACUACGUGCGAGCAACAAAGGAUAUUCCUGAAGACGAUGAACAGCAUGCUUUAUAUUUGAAAGCUGCGAUUGAGCAUAUGAUCAAAGCAGGAGCACCCGUUGGUGUUCAGCUGAAGUGCAUGGAAAAGCUCAGGCUGUCCAUCGAGAGGAUGGGCCAGAUAUGGGGCAAAAUGUUAUCGGCCCAACAGCGGGAAUAUGAUUUCGUUGGUGUUCUGGGAUGGGAGGAGAAGUAUAAAAGGCUUCUUGCUGAAGGCGAGAUCACCGAGGACUCUUGCAUGGUUUUUGACAAGACCAUAAAUAAUGGCCCAGCUUCUACAACGUGAAAUUUAAAAUCUACAUCUCAGAGUGGUAUGAUCCUAGAUGUCAUUACCUGUCUCCUACUCUCUCCGACGCUUUCUUGCUCCUUGGUUUCUAGACAAGCUCAAGUUGUCAUGAAUGUCAAAUGGUUGCAUUUAUGCGUUGCCGUCCUUUCGUUGCUCGACAGCCGACGGUCUGCUAGCUUGAAGGCUACGGCUCGUUGCCAGCACGAUUGCCAAUGUGACUUGUUGGUCCAUCAUCCAUCAAAACAAUCCAGCCCCUACAAUGUUGGUGAUGCCUCGCUAACAGUAAUCAUCAUACCACGGCCAAACCGCAACGAUUUGCAACCGUGGGGUUUUGGAGCCCCAGCCCACGUUCUAUAUACAGUUUGGAGUUGACGUAGUGUCACCACUGAGAACCACGACGCGAGCCGGUUCGGGAGUGGCGGCUACGGCCUCGGCUUCGGCUUCAGCAACCGCCAAAAG
Molecule: messenger RNA, 2178 nt
Organism: Marasmius oreades (fairy-ring Marasmius)
Lineage: Eukaryota; Fungi; Basidiomycota; Agaricomycetes; Agaricales; Marasmiaceae
Exons: 11
Coding region: 130-1719 (529 amino acids)
Biological process (GO): post-translational protein targeting to endoplasmic reticulum membrane
Cellular component (GO): TRC complex; membrane
Molecular function (GO): protein binding; molecular adaptor activity
Source: RefSeq, a predicted model, not a curated record